Molecule: messenger RNA, 924 nt
Organism: Syzygium oleosum
Lineage: Eukaryota; Viridiplantae; Streptophyta; Magnoliopsida; Myrtales; Myrtaceae
Exons: 1
Coding region: 162-797 (211 amino acids)
Source: RefSeq, a predicted model, not a curated record
AAUCCCACCGACGACAUCUUUUGUUUUCCCACUCCCUCCAGAAAUUCUUCCCAUCUGUCUCAACACCCUCCAAAAACACCGUAGUGUAUAUGCACGCACAAGGAGAAAAGAAGAACACCAUUGCAAUAGUCUCCCUCUUGACAAUAUACUGAGUGAUCGACAUGGGGAAUUGCCUCUUCGGAGGCUUAGGAGAGGCUCAUCAAGAGAUCGUCAAGGUGGUGGCGCCCAACGGGGGCAUCAUGGAGUUUUGUACCCCGGUCGCCGUCCGGUCCAUAGCCGACGAGUUCCCGGGCCACGGCAUUUUCCGCGCGCACGACCUCUUCUGGAACCCACUCCCUCUUCACGAGGAGCUGGUGGUAGGAGAAUCAUACUACUUGCUCCCCUACGAUGGCGAGGAAGACGAUGACAAGACGCGAGAUCAUAAAUUGUUGUUAGGUAACGAGGUCGUGAGAGCAGGACAUGUCCGGUCCAAUAGCAUACCGACGUCGCUCGUCGCGCCGUACCGGAUGUCGCUGGACUACCAAGGCAUGUUGAAGAGGUCGUACACCGAGGUCUUCGCUAGGGAUAGUGGCAAGAGCAACAACGGGGUUUGGAAGGUGAAGCUCGUGAUUUACCCGGAGCAGUUGCUCGAGAUAUUAUCCCAGGAAAGCCGGACGCAGGAGCUGAUCGAGAGCAUCAGAGCCGUGGUGAAGUGCGGGAACGGCCCGGUAUCCGGCGGGUUCUCCGACCAGUGGAGCCUCCCGAGCAGUGCCAGCACGAGUGGUUCCUCUAAGACCGAAGGCCUUGUGGAUAUUUAGUUGGAACUGUAGGUCUCAAAACUUCCUUUUCUUCCUUGACUUGAUGUUCUGCUCAUAGUCUAUUGUCAAGUUGAAAUUUUAGUCUUUCCGGUUUACCAAAGGGCAUAGAAGGCGCUUCGGAACGCUA